AUGGCUUUCAUUGAGUUGAUGGCAGAGCAAGUUAAGAAGGGAACUAGAACCACUACCACAUUUAGCAAGGUUAUUGUGAUUGUGGAUCCCAAGAGAAUCCAGGUGCCAGGAAUUUUCGACGAUGAUGAAGUUGCAGAUGUGGUUGUUAGUGGAGAGAGUUCAUUUGAUGGAGUUGUUGGCCUUGAUAGUGUGCCACUAACACUUGCAGAAGUGAUGGAUGCAAGCCUUCCUAGGUUUACUAAUGCUUUGAACAAAGACAAAGAAGAAAUGGUUGGUGCUCAUAGUAAGAAGGCAGGUACUUCGAAGGAUCGUAAGCGAAAGAAUUCUAGUAGUAAGUUGUUUGUGGAGGCUUGCAGAGCAAUUACCGAAAACUCUAGAAUGAGGUCAUCAUCCAUCACAACUGGUGCUUCAUCGGCUUCAGAUCCUUUCUCAAUCAGCAAAUGUGUGGAAAUCAUAACUACUAUGCAAGGCAUGAACAGGAAGAAGUUAAGGAAAUUAGCAUCCCUAAUGCAAGACUGUAGAUGGAGAGAGAUAUUCAUCAAACUACCUAAUGAGAUGAGGAGAUGGACUCUUAGAGUGAGAGGAUUAUUAAAAGAUUUGAAGUUUGAGAGUGUGGAGGAGCAAGAUUGUGUCAGUGCCCUUGAUGGCACCCAUAUCAGUGUCUCUAUUUCUGCAGACAAGCAAAUACCAUAUCAUGGUAAAUACUACUUGAUAGAUUCUAGAUAUGCUAGUUUUCUAGGAUUCUUGUCACCUGUACACGGCGAACGAUACCAUCUAUCCGAUUUCAAGCAAACAAGGCGACCAAGGGAUGCACAAGAGAAAUUUAAUCAAGUACAUUCCUCCCUUCGUACUGUAAUUGAACGAUGUUUUGGAGUUUUGGAAACGAGAUUCCCAAUUUUGAAACAAAUGCCAUCAUUUUCUAUCAAUACACAAUGCCAGAUUGUGAUCACAAGUUGUACUAUACAUAACUUUAUAAGAAGCGAAAUCAUGAAUAACAAUCACUCUGACGAUUUGUUUGAUACAAUUGGAGAUGAAAAUGUUGAAGUAGAUGAUGAUAGUGACGAGGAUAAUAAUGAUGGUGGAGGCAAUGGACAAAAUGAUGAGUUGGAAGAUAUGACUGUAGUUAGACGUAACAUUGCUAACCAGUUAGCACUAGAUUAUGGGUAUCAACAAAUAUAA
Nelumbo nucifera (sacred lotus) is the source of this 1179-nucleotide messenger RNA. The record is from RefSeq and is a predicted model, not a curated record. Lineage: Eukaryota; Viridiplantae; Streptophyta; Magnoliopsida; Proteales; Nelumbonaceae.